Molecule: messenger RNA, 5082 nt
Organism: Rhinolophus ferrumequinum (greater horseshoe bat)
Lineage: Eukaryota; Metazoa; Chordata; Mammalia; Chiroptera; Rhinolophidae
Gene: VWA5B2
Product: von Willebrand factor A domain containing 5B2
Exons: 19
Coding region: 1046-4801 (1251 amino acids)
Source: RefSeq, a predicted model, not a curated record
CGCGCACUCAGAGCGGUCGCAGCCGGAGUCCCGAGUGGGCGCCCUGCAGGUGCCGCGACUGAGUGCUGCCCCGGGCGCAGAGGCGGCAUCACACACCGUGGUCCCGUCGUGGCGCCCAGAACUCCGCAGAGGAGGCGACGGUGAGGCUGGGGCUACCCGCGGGGAGGGAACAAUCCCUAGAUCCAGCCAGCAGCAUCCCCUGACAGCUCGGCCUUGUGGGGCGCCGGCGGCUGCAGCGGUCCCCCCCUCCCAGAUGAGCUCUGCCAGGGUGGGGAGAGGUACCCUGGACGGAUCUCAUGGACUCCCCCUACCCCAACUAUUCUCCCUGUCUUGUCUCCAAAAGACCCCCUCCUUUGGCUUCCCUAUCUCGUUCUUCCCAACCCAACCCCCUCCACUCCGGCCUGCAGCCCGUCUCAGGGCCGGGGUCAGAUGAGGCGCGGGAGAAAGAUGCAGCCCUUCGGCUCCCCAUCCCACCCCGCCCCUGCUGUUCCUUGCUGGGCUAGGGGCACCCAGGAGGACGCUGGCCCUUUAAACACUUGCUCCCCACCCAGAGCAUCUUCCAUCUCUCCACCCGCGCUACCUCCGACAGCUGGCAGCCGCGGGGAGCCCCGGGGGGCCGACAGGUACGGGGGUGGCGGUGAGGCCCGGGAGCCGGUGAUGGAACAGCUGUGACAACCCGCCCCCCACCCCCCGCGCGCGCCCGUCUUGGAGCCGGCAGCGGGACUGCUGGGCGCCCCGAGCGCCAGUUAAUCAUUAACCCUCCUCUUCCCGGGUCCCCGCGCUGCCGGGAGCUGAGCACCGCCUUGGCUUCCCAGGUAACGGGAGAGGAUGCAGGUCUCGCCAUCCCCCCACCUUCCCUGCUUUCUUCCCUCCUUCCCCUCGCCACCAGUCGGCGGGGCCUGAACCUGGGAUCAGCCUUGCGCCCCCUGCAGGUCCGGUCGUCCAGCCAGAGUUAGAUUCUCCCAGUGGGCUUUCCCCCGAGUGGGUGGGCUGCCCUGGGCUCGACCUGCGCAGUCUUUCAUCGACCACCCUCCUCUAGGGCACCAUGCCCGGCCUGUAUUGCCCCUCCAGCUGGACGCCGCUGACCCUCACGGACUCCUGGGUUCGGGCCUGCGCCAACGGACCGUGCCUCAGCCUGCGGGCCCGGCUCACCUACCACAACCCGCAGCCACAGCCGGUGGACGGCGUGUUUGUGUACCCGCUGGCCGAGGCCGAAGUGGUAUCGGGCUUCCAGGCGGAGGCGGCGGGUCGGCGCGUCUCCUUCCAGCUGCAGAGCCGGCGCCGCUCGCAGGCGGCUUGCUGCCGCGCGCUAGGUCCCGGGUUGGGGGCUUCGACGCCCCGCCGCUGCGCUCAGGGUCAUCUUGUCUUGGAUCUGGCCCAGGCCCGGUCCACACUGGUGCUGCCCACCGGCCUCAUCGCCGCGGCCGGCACCAUGACAGUGACCCUGUGCAGCAGCCAGGAGCUGCCCUCAAGGCCUGAUGGGGUGCUGCGUGUGGCUCUGCCCUCCGUGCUCACCCCGCUGGCCCCGUCAGGUCCACCAGGGCCCCCCAGAUCUCCGGGGCUCUGUGACGACAGGUUGGGCCUAUGCCCUACCAGCUGCUUCGGGGUGGGCAGCCCUCAGGAGGAAGGGUUGGCCUGGGAGGAGCCAGCUGCUCCUCCGGAUGUGUUCUUAGGCCCUGCCCGCUGCCCUGCCCCAUACACCUUCUCCUUCGAGAUGCUGGUGACUGGGCCAUGCCUGCUGGCAGGCCUGGAGAGCCCCUCUCAUGCUCUGCGGGCAGACGCGCCCCCUCACGCCAGCUCUGCAGCCACCAUCUGUGUCACCCUGGCCGAGGGUCACCCCUGCGACAGGGUCUUGGAGAUCCUGCUGCACCCUAGUGAGCCCCACCAGCCACACCUAAUGCUGGAGGCCGGCAGCCUGAGCUCAGCAGAAUAUGAGGCCCGGGUGAGGGCCCGCCGGGAUUUCCAGAGGCUACAGCGAAGGGACAGUGAUGGGGACCGGCAGGUGUGGUUCCUGCAGCGACGCUUCCACAAGGACAUCCUGCUGAACCCGGUGCUGGUGCUAAGCUUCUGCCCGGACCUGAGUUCCAAGCCGGGACACCUGGGCACAGCAACCCGGGAGUUCCUUUUCCUGUUGGAUGGCAGCAGUGUAGCACACAAGGACGCCAUUGUUUUGGCGGUGAAGUCACUCCCGUCCCAGACGCUCAUCAACGUGGCGAUGGUUGGCACCUCAGUGCAGCCCCUCUUCCCUGCGAGCCGGCUUUGCAGUGAUGACACUGUGCAGCAGAUCUGUGAGAAUGUCGAGACUCUGCAGGCUACGGGAGGUCCCCCAGAUGUGCUGGCUGCGCUGGACUGGGCCAUGAAGCAGCCCCAGCACAGGGCCCACCCUCGGCAGUUGUUCCUGCUCACUGCUGCCUCACCCAUGGCUGCCACGACCCACCAAACUCUGGAGCUGAUGAGGUGGCACAGGGGGGCAGCCAGGUGCUUCUCCUUUGGGCUAGGGCCUGCCUGCCACCAGCUGCUCCAGGGUCUGUCUGCCCUCAGCAGGGGCCAGGCCUACUUCCUGAGGCCUGGGGAGAGGCUGCAGCCCAUGCUGGUGCAGGCUCUGCGGAAGGCAUUGGAGCCCGCUUUGAGUGACAUCUCUGUGGACUGGUUUGUGCCUGAUGCAGUGGAGGCACUGCUGACCCCCCGGGAGAUCCCAGCACUCUACCCUGGGGACCAGCUGCUGGGUUACUGCUCACUCUUCAGGGUGGAUGGCUUCCGGUCCCGCCCCCCUGGGGGCCAAGAACCUGGCUGGCAGAGCUUGGGUGGCUCUGUGUUCCCAUCCCCAGAGGAGGUGCCAUCUGCCACCAGCCCUGGCACUGAGCGCACUGGCACCUCAGAGCCACUGGGAACAGGCACUGUGACAGGAGAGCUGUCCAACCCCUGGGCUGCGGGGGACUCGGAGCGGAGUAUGGAUGCUCUGACUGACCCCGUCACAGACCCUGGACCCAACCCCUCUUCCGACACAGCCAUAUGGCGCCGCAUCUUCCAGUCCUCGUACAUCCGGGAGCAGUAUGUGCUCACCCACUGCUCUGCCAGCCCUGAGCCAGGCCCAGGCUCCACAGGCAGCAGUGAGUCCCCCGGCUCCCAGGGCCCUGGCUCCCCUGAAGGCAGUGCUCCCCUGGAUCCCCCUUCUCAGCAAGGCUGCCGAAGCCUGGCUUGGGGAGAACCUGCAGGCUCCCGAUCCUGCCCGCUGCCUCCACCCCCACUGGCUCCAGUCAAGCCUGGGGCCUUAAGUGCUGAGGUGCUGGGCCGUCAACGCAGAGCAGCUCUGGCUGGCCGAAGCCUCUCAUCACCCCCAGGCCAGGUGAACCCAGUCCAUGGCCACCCCCGGCACCCCUCUUUGGGUGCAGCACCAGAUGGGUCAGGCCCUGAGCCAGGGCAGCAGCUGGGACCAGGCCUGGAUGACUCAGGAAACCUGCUCUCCCCAGCCCCCAUGGACUGGGACAUGUUGAUGGAACCACCCUUCUUGUUCACGGCUGUGCCCCCUGACAGGGAAUCGGGUUCCCCAGCAAUGCCACUACCUCCCCAGCCUCCACGCUGCCAUGUGGUGAUCCGGGCCCUUUGUGGGGAGCAGCCUGUGUGCUGGGAGGUGGGUGUUGGGCUAGAGACACUAUGGGGGUCUGGGAAUGAUGGCUCCCUGCCUCCAUCACCCCCUGAAAGAGAAGGUGCUUGGGACCAAGCCCUCCAUCGGCUGACAGCAGCUUCCGUGGUCCGGGACAACGAGCAGCUGGCUCUCCGAGGAGGGGCUGAGACCAUGGCUGACUGGGGCCAUGCCCGGAGGUCCUGGCUGCGAGCCAUUCAGACAAGCAAGGUCAGCUCUGCCCCCUCCUGCUUCACCUGCCCUGUAGCUGUGGACGCUACCACGAGGGAGGUCCUGCCCACAGCCCUGCAGGUGCGGAGCUCAGAACCAGCCGAGUCCCCCGGUACCCCUUCUGCUUCUCGGGGCCAUCUAGAUGCAGCUCCUCUGACCACAGUUGCCCACUCUAAAGGACUUCAGGGAGGCUCCCUGGCAGGCAGCUCGGACGCAGACCAAAAUGGCAACUGCAAGUCUGCUUUGUGGGACCCUGCAGCCCCCACCGGAGGUGCUCAUCGUCUGCCCCCCCAGCCUUCCUCUAGGCUUAGCCUGGGCUUUCGGAAGUCCAGAGGCCCUAACACAGGCCAGAUCAGUGACCACAACAGUGAAGGAAGCGACCACGACUACCUGCCCUUGGUGCGAUUGCAAGAGGCGCCGGGCUCCUUCCGCCUGGACGCACCCUUCUGCACAGCGGUGCGCAUACCACAGGAGCGACUAUGCCGUGCCUCCCCCUUUGCCGCGCACCGCGCCAGCCUCAGCCCUACUUCGGCCUCAUCUCCCUGGGCCCUUCUGGGUCCUGGUGUUGGCCAGGGCGACAGUGCCACAGCUUCCUGCAGCCCGUCCCCCAGCUCAGGCUCCGAGGGUCCCGGCCAGGUGGACAGUGGGCGGGGCUCAGACACCGAGGCCUCGGAGGGAGCAGAAGGGCCGGUUGGCGCCGACCUGCGGGGCCGAACCUGGGCCACAGCCGUGGCACUCGCGUGGCUGGAGCACCGCUGUGCCGCCGCCUUUGGCGAGUGGGAACUCGCAGCAGCUAAGGCCGACUGUUGGCUGCAGGCACAGCACUUGCCUGACGGCCUCGACCUGGCUGCCCUCAAGGCUGCGGCCCGGGGCCUCUUCCUGCUGCUGCGCCACUGGGAUCAGAACCUGCAGCUGCACCUGUUGUGUUACAGCCCAGCAAACAUGUGAGGGUUGCCCCUUGCUCGGGCUGGCGCCCCCAAAACACUCAAGUCACUGCCACCCAGGGCCGGCUUCUCGGUGCUGGGAAGGGGUAGGUUGGUGACAGCCUGCUCCUCACUGCUUCUCGUCCCCUUCCCAGAGUCCUCUUGCCCCCACAGAAAGUGCCUGCGUGUGCUCUCUCCUGCUCCUCCCACCCCCAGCCGCUGCCUGUUCCCCUCUGAGCUCUAUGCAGUGCAGCAAAGGGAGAGAGCCACAGCCCCUGACCCUAUGCAAUAAAGUGCCUCUUAGGA